UUCGCCGGUCCAGAUCAUUUCGCAUUCCAACGCAACCCAAAUUAGUUAAAUAGAUAUUAAAAAUGAGCACAUCAUUUGAGCCACGCACUUUUGUAAACGGCGCCUUGCUUAAGCAGUUUGCGGGUCAAUCCGUGAGUAUUAUUGUGCGGGUUGAUAGCGUCGCAGGCACGACAUUGAUUGGUGAGAGCACGGAUGGACACAAGCUGCGCAUCAGCUUGCCGGACGAGAGUAAUCUUCGCAAAGGCUCUUGGGUAGAGGUAAUUGGCAUUCCUGGUGGCUCGGACGCAUUACGUGGCAAGGAGGUGAUCGAGUUUACUGGAACAGAUUUCGACGCCGAGGGCUAUAAUGGCAUGACGCAUCUUCUUAACAAUGUUAAGGAUUUCUAUCGCUAUGGUUAAUCGAAACAUUCUAUUAUAUUAAUACACACAUAAGCACCAAGUUGGAUUAUAUAGACUUUCCAAUUUCAACAUUACUUUAUUUACGAAAUAAUAUAAACUGAAUUCAAACAUAA
Scaptodrosophila lebanonensis is the source of this 511-nucleotide messenger RNA. RefSeq names its product replication protein A 14 kDa subunit (gene RPA3). Gene Ontology annotation, cellular component: nucleus. Gene Ontology annotation, biological process: DNA recombination; DNA replication; DNA repair. Gene Ontology annotation, molecular function: DNA binding. The transcript is spliced from 2 exons. The record is from RefSeq and is a predicted model, not a curated record. Lineage: Eukaryota; Metazoa; Arthropoda; Insecta; Diptera; Drosophilidae. The coding region runs from base 63 to 398 and encodes 111 amino acids.